Molecule: messenger RNA, 1704 nt
Organism: Cuscuta campestris
Lineage: Eukaryota; Viridiplantae; Streptophyta; Magnoliopsida; Solanales; Convolvulaceae
Source: the annotation of a GenBank genome assembly
ACAUAUAUAUUGAUCUGAUGAUUAUCCCAAAUGGGGAAACUAACACAACAAAAAACAAGCUCAUGAGCUCUAGCCAAGCUUUCGAAAAAUGGCUUAUACUACAAAGAAUGGAUUUAAAUUGAGAAGCAGAAACUAUCAGUUUCUCACAGCUUUUGUCAUCUGUAUGUUAUUCUUAAGGACCACAAUAUCGCAUGCUUUCAAAGACGGCAUCAAUGGCCGUUAUGAUCAUAGUUCUCAAACGCGAGACCGGAAAGGAAUGGAGGGAGGAGAAGAGGAAUGGGGAAUGGUGGAGAAGAACGGGAACGGGCAAUUCGUGGUGAUGAACGGGCAACAACCGUUUUACGUGAACGGGUUCAACACUUACUGGCUGAUGGUAUUUGCUGCAGACGAGUCGACCAGAGGGAAAGUGAGCGACGUGUUCAAGCAGGCGUCUUCUGUGGGCAUGACCGUUUGCCGCACUUGGGCUUUCAAUGAUGGCCAGUGGAGAGCUCUCCAGAUAUCCCCCGGCGUCUAUGACCAAGCCGUCUUCAAGGGAUUGGAUUUUGUGGUGAGCGAAGCAAAGAGAUAUGGAGUGAGGCUUAUACUGUCCUUUGUGAACAACUGGGAUCCCUAUGGAGGAAAAAAGCAGUAUGUUAAAUGGGGUAAAGAUGCAGGCCUGAAUUUGACUUCAGAUGAUGACUUCUUCUCAAACCCCACUCUCAAAGGGUACUACAAAUCCCAUGUUAAGGCGGUCGUCAACAGAGUAAAUACCAUCACGGGCAUUAAGUACAAAGAUGAUCCCACGAUUUUCGCGUGGGAGCUUAUGAAUGAGCCACGCUGUGAUUCUGACCCGUCCGGAGAUACACUGCAGAAUUGGAUACAAGAAAUGGCAGUCCAUGUGAAGAGCAUGGAUCCACAGCAUCUAGUGGAGAUUGGGUUGGAGGGUUUCUAUGGCCCUUCAACACCCAAUAGGACACCAUUCAACCCAAAUUCCUAUGCUCAGCAAGUUGGAACAGAUUUCAUCAGAAACCAUCAAGCUCUUGGUGUUGAUUUUGCUUCUGCCCACAUUUACCCAGAUUCUUGGAUAUCGAGAGACAUAAACACGGCGCACUUGGAAUUCACCAAGUCAUGGAUGCAAUCCCACAUUGAAGACGCCGAGAACCACUUAAGAAUGCCCAUCAUUUUCACAGAGUUUGGAGUCUCAACAAAAGAUCCCGGUUACAACUCGACGUACAGGGACACCAUCCUCAACACUGUGUACAAGACAAUCUUGAACUCUACCAAGAAAGGCGGAGUCGGUGGUGGGGCCCUGCUGUGGCAGCUCUUCCCCGAGGGGACAGACUACAUGGACGAUGGGUAUGCAAUUGUUCUUUCAAAGGCUGCCUCUGCGUCGCGCAUCAUUUCUCUUCACUCCAAGAGGCUUAAAAUGUUCAAUUCCCAAUGCUCUUAUAAAUGCCGGUGGGGUUGCAAGAAGACGAAGAAGAAGAAGAGUGAUUCGGAUAUGGAUAGAGCUUUACUUGAUCAUGAUGAGCUUUAAUCUUAAACCCUGCGUAUAUAUGUGUUAUAUAUACUGUGCUCCUGUGUUAUAUAUCUGUCAUAUUGUGAAUUUGUGAAGGUAAGCUCAAAGAAUCAAUAGAAGGCUUCAUUUCAUUGUAUUGAACACCAGAAAAAAACAUUUGCUAUAAUCAGAGCUCCAAAAACAUUCAAGAAAACUAGGCCCUGUUG